Messenger RNA from Hevea brasiliensis (rubber tree), 813 nucleotides. Its product is annotated as agamous-like MADS-box protein AGL62. Gene Ontology annotation, molecular function: DNA-binding transcription factor activity, RNA polymerase II-specific; protein dimerization activity; RNA polymerase II cis-regulatory region sequence-specific DNA binding. The coding region runs from base 88 to 813 and encodes 241 amino acids. The transcript is spliced from 3 exons. Lineage: Eukaryota; Viridiplantae; Streptophyta; Magnoliopsida; Malpighiales; Euphorbiaceae. Gene Ontology annotation, biological process: regulation of transcription by RNA polymerase II. The record is from RefSeq and is a predicted model, not a curated record.
UCUAUACCAAAUUUACGAAUCAUACACUUGUUGGUCAUAACUGGAUACACCUACACCACCUUAUCUUCAUCCAAUGAAAUAACACCUAUGCAUAGCCAAUCUUCACUGUAUCUUGCUGUUAGUGAUGAAAUGGCGAAUGAUGUAAAGAAUGAGACAGCCAUAUCAAGAAAGAGCACGGGUCGCCAAAAAUUGGAUAUGGUGAAAAUACCUAGAGAGAGUAACCUUUUGGUUACCUUCUCCAAACGUAGGUAUGGCAUUUUUAAGAAAGCUAGCGAACUUACCACUCUUUGUGGCGCUGAAGUCACCGUUAUAAUCUUCUCCCCUAGCAUGAAGGUCUUCUCCUUUGGUCACCCUUCUGUUGAAGCGGUCAUCGAUCGUUUUCUCGCUGGAAACCCUCCCCAACCUUCGUCGUGUGCUCUACAACUUAUCGAAGCUCACCGGAAUGCCAGGGUCCGGGAGCUCAAUAUGCAGCUCACUCAGGUUAUGAACCAAUUGGAAAUGGAGAAGAAGCGAGGUCAGGAGCUUGACAAAAUGAGGAAAGUUGGCGCGGAACAGCGCUGGUGGGAGUCUCCUAUAGAGGAACUAGACGUGCCAAGGCUUGAGCAGCUUAAGGCAGCUUUAGAGGUGCUGAGGCAAAAUGUGGCAAAACUAGAUGAUCGGCUUCUGAUUCAAUCCACAAAUCAUCCUUACUUCUAUAAUUCAAAACUUGAAACUGAGGCUUUUCCUUUUAAUCUAAGGAAUGAAGGGUUCAACACAAACAUGAUGCCUUAUAACUUUGAUCUUGGAUUUCCAAGCGGAAGUGGGUUCUCUUAA